AUGGAAGGAGGCGGCAAGCUCAACUCCUCGUCCAACAGCCGGGACGAUGGCAACAGUGUCUUCCCCGCCAAGGCGCCCGCGACGGGCGCAGGGUCGGCCGCGGCCGAGAAGCGCCUGGGCACCCCGCCGGGGGGCGGCGGGGCCGGCGCGAAGGAGCACGGCAACUCGGUGUGCUUCAAGGUGGACGGCGGCGGCGGCGGCGGCGGCGAGGAACCGGCCGGGGGCUUCGAGGACGCCGAGGGCCCCCGGCGGCAGUACGGCUUCAUGCAGAGGCAGUUCACCUCCAUGCUGCAGCCCGGGGUCAACAAAUUCUCGCUCCGCAUGUUUGGGAGCCAGAAGGCGGUGGAGAAGGAGCAGGAAAGGGUUAAAACUGCAGGCUUCUGGAUUAUCCACCCUUACAGUGAUUUCAGGUUUUAUUGGGAUUUAAUAAUGCUUAUAAUGAUGGUUGGAAACCUGGUCAUCAUACCAGUUGGAAUCACAUUCUUUACAGAGCAAACAACAACACCAUGGAUUAUUUUCAAUGUGGCAUCAGAUACAGUUUUCCUUUUGGACCUGAUAAUGAAUUUUAGGACUGGCACUGUCAAUGAAGACAGUUCUGAAAUCAUCCUGGACCCUAAAGUGAUCAAGAUGAAUUAUUUAAAAAGCUGGUUUGUGGUUGACUUCAUCUCAUCAAUCCCAGUGGAUUAUAUCUUUCUCAUUGUAGAAAAAGGAAUGGAUUCAGAAGUUUACAAGACAGCCAGGGCACUUCGCAUUGUGAGGUUUACAAAAAUUCUCAGUCUCUUGCGUUUAUUACGACUUUCAAGGUUAAUUAGAUACAUACAUCAGUGGGAAGAGAUUUUCCACAUGACAUAUGACCUUGCCAGUGCAGUGGUGAGAAUUUUUAACCUCAUCGGCAUGAUGCUGCUGCUAUGCCACUGGGAUGGCUGUCUUCAGUUCCUAGUCCCACUCCUGCAGGAUUUCCCACCAGACUGCUGGGUGUCUCUGAACGAAAUGGUUAAUGACUCGUGGGGAAAGCAGUAUUCAUAUGCACUCUUCAAAGCUAUGAGUCAUAUGCUGUGCAUCGGGUAUGGAGCCCAGGCCCCAGUCAGCAUGUCGGACCUCUGGAUUACCAUGCUAAGCAUGAUCGUUGGGGCCACCUGCUACGCCAUGUUUGUCGGCCAUGCCACAGCUUUAAUCCAGUCUUUGGAUUCCUCCAGGCGGCAGUAUCAAGAGAAGUAUAAGCAAGUGGAGCAAUACAUGUCAUUCCAUAAGUUACCAGCUGAUAUGCGUCAGAAAAUACACGACUACUAUGAACACAGAUACCAAGGCAAAAUCUUUGAUGAGGAAAACAUUCUCAGUGAACUCAAUGAUCCUCUGAGAGAGGAGAUCGUCAAUUUCAACUGUCGGAAGCUAGUGGCUACCAUGCCUCUGUUUGCUAAUGCCGAUCCCAAUUUUGUGACUGCCAUGCUGAGCAAGUUGAGAUUUGAGGUGUUUCAACCUGGAGAUUACAUCAUACGAGAAGGAGCUGUGGGUAAAAAAAUGUAUUUCAUUCAACAUGGCGUUGCUGGUGUCAUCACAAAAUCCAGUAAAGAAAUGAAGCUGACAGACGGCUCUUACUUUGGAGAGAUUUGCUUGCUGACCAAGGGCCGCCGCACUGCCAGUGUUCGAGCUGAUACAUAUUGUCGUCUUUAUUCACUUUCUGUGGACAAUUUCAAUGAGGUCCUGGAGGAAUAUCCAAUGAUGAGGCGAGCCUUCGAGACCGUUGCCAUUGACCGACUAGAUCGGAUAGGAAAGAAAAAUUCCAUUCUUCUGCAAAAGUUCCAGAAGGAUCUGAACACUGGCGUCUUCAACAAUCAGGAGAAUGAGAUCCUGAAGCAGAUCGUGAAGCAUGACCGCGAGAUGGUGCAGGCAAUCGCGCCAAUCAGUUAUCCCCAAAUGACAGCCUUGAAUUCCACCUCCUCCACCACGACUCCGACCUCCCGCAUGAGGACACAGUCUCCGCCGGUGUACACAGCCACCAGUCUGUCCCACGGCAACCUGCAUUCCCCCAGCCCCAGCACACAGACCCCCCAGCCGUCCGCCAUCCUGUCGCCCUGCUCCUACACCACUGCAGUCUGCAGCCCUCCCGUACAGAGCCCGCUGGCCACUCGAACUUUCCACUAUGCCUCCCCUACUGCCUCCCAGCUGUCACUCACACAGCAGCAGCUCCAGCAGUCCCCGCAGCCCCCACAGCCGCCCCCGCAGCCACAGACGCCCGGCGGCUCCACGCCGAAAAACGACGUGCACAGGAGCACGCAGGCGCUCCACAACACCAGCCUGACCCGAGAAGUCCGGCCCCUGUCGGCCUCGCAGCCCUCGCUGCCCCAUGAGGUUUCCACUCUCAUUUCCAGACCUCAUCCCACUGUGGGCGAGUCCCUGGCCUCCAUCCCUCAACCCGUGACCGCCGUUCAUGGCCCGGGCCUCCAGGCGGGGGGCAGGGGCACCGUCCCCCAGCGAGUCACCCUGUUCCGACAGAUGUCCUCUGGAGCCAUUCCCCCUAACCGCGGAACCCCUCCCGCACCCCCUCCACCAGCAGCUGCUCUUCCGAGAGAGUCUUCCUCAGUCUUAACUACAGACCCAGAGGCAGAAAAGCCACGAUUUGCUUCAAAUUUAUGAUCCCUGCUGAUUGUCAAAGCAGAAAGAAAUACUCUAAUAAACUGAGCAUCUUCUCAGACCUUAUUUUAUUCUAUCUCCUGAUAGAUUCCUAUAGCCUACUACGAAGAGAUAUUUUAGACAGCUCUGGCCUACAUGCAAAAUGUAAAAUAUAUAAAUAUAUAUCUACCAUUAAAUAUCUAUCUAAAUUCCCAAGAGAAGUUCAAAAGACCUGUUUAGCAUUCAGUGUUAUAUGUCUUCCUUUCUUUAAAUCAUUAAAGGAUUUAAAAUGUUGUUGUAAGAUCAUUUAUUUUUAACCUACUUUUACUGAAUUCCUUUGAUAUAUGUAUUUCUCUAACUUUAGGAAGAGUUCUUGGAUUCAGUGGAAACAAAACUCUGAUUUUUAAAAGGCAACUCAAGUGAGCUACUGAAUAGCACCAACCAAAACUUCAUUCAUUAGCUGUGUCUCUGCAUCUAAAUUGUUAAUCAUUAAUUAUGGAGAAUUAAAUAGCGAGUCCCAUUUUAUAGAUCCAAAUUGUAUUUUGGUGCUUUCAAUUUUGAAUUAGGUUACAGAGCACACCGUAUGCUUGGCCACGGUUGGAGACUAGCAUUGCCACCGUUAGGAAUAUCUCUAACCUCAAACAUGUUCAUUGAUCUUUCAGAAAGCUGAGGGGAUAUUUGUCUUCAUGUGUUAUCGGACUUUUACCAAGACUCAAUCAAUGUUAGUUGUAAAUAACUUUUUCAACCCAAAUAAAAAUAGCUAUUCUGUGCUGUAUGAAGGUAAAAGUCAUCACUUAAGAAUUUAGUUUUAUUGCUUCACUUCAAAACUUAGAGUUUGAAAUUUUACAAAACCUAAUUGUGACAGUUAUUCAAUAAUGCAAUGGCUUGAAACCUACAAUAUUAUUUUAACCUGCAAUGUUUUAUGCAAAACUGUAUGCUCAAUUCUACAAAUUGCUUGUAUUACACCAAAAAAUCAUUACUUUUCUUCCUUCUUGCCAUAACCAAGCAUCUGAAAAUAGUCCCUGCAUGCUUUUUGGGGAAAAAAAAAAUAUAGGUUCAGAUCAGUCACUGUAGGGAGAGGCUUACAGUAUUUCUCAUUUCUAGAAAAAUAUAACCAUUCAUUAAUUGCCUAUCUUAAAAUUCCUAUAUGGCUGACUUGGAUCUCUGACUUAAGUCUAGAAGUGAGGUUUUCACUUUCAUUUAAUAUUAUUACUAUUAUUUAAAUAAUGAUUUGUAAACCACAGCUUGAUUUGAAGUUGCCAGUGUGUUCUGUGUCUUUACUGUUGGUAGUUGGUAGUUUACCCUGGUGUUGAUUUAAAAUAACUAAAUACACAAUAGCAUCAUGUCUGUUUGGGAACACACACUUUGUUCUAUGUAUAUUGUAAUAAAAUGGUUAGUAAAUCUUAAGGCAUGUGGUGACUAACAUAGCCCUUAGAUAGGAGGUUUGUUAUUCUGAAUGUGCUGGAAAAUGUAUGGACGUGAUGACAGAAAGCAAGGGGCAAACUGAAUGUGAGCAUUGUUUGUUUGUCUGUUUCCUUAACUCCCCAUGAUCUGUGAACAUCUGCUGCUUCUCAGAGAAGUCCCUUAGUAAUCAUUUGUGCCUAAUGCAUCCCACAAAUGUGGUGAAUGACUGGAACACAAUUGGAAGAUUCCUAAUAACCGACUUCUGUAAAUAACCCAAGUUAAGAGAAUGACCUGAAGUGGAGGUCUUUGGUAUCUUUGACACUGGUGAUACAUUCAAGAAGAACUUAACAAAGGUCACACAUUAAAUGGGGCAGGGCCUCCAGACAGACUUGAGGACAGAAAACAAAACUAAAGCAAAAACUCUAAAAUGGAUCCAUGUUGCCUGUUAUGCCUUUUACAGAUAUAAUACCUAUAACACCAAAAUGAGUUGUUAUGUUUCCUUUCUAACAGAUCCCAGCUUGUGUGGAAGUAAUCAACAAUGCUACUCAAUGUAAUGCUGUCGUUAACAUGCUGGUGACAUCUGAUGGCAUGUCAGGAAUGGUGUAAAAAGGGGAUUGUUCAGUCUACCUAGAACCUAUGGGAAAGCUGCAAGACCAUUUACAUAUCAGUACAAAACUCCUUUAUUUUAUUAAAAUAUUGAGAAUUAACUUCAAUUUACUAAGAUCAUGUAUUGGUCCUUUAAAUUAUUAAAGGUUUACAUUUGAUAGCA
Molecule: messenger RNA, 4783 nt
Organism: Zalophus californianus (California sea lion)
Lineage: Eukaryota; Metazoa; Chordata; Mammalia; Carnivora; Otariidae
Gene: HCN1
Product: hyperpolarization activated cyclic nucleotide gated potassium channel 1
Exons: 8
Coding region: 1-2634 (877 amino acids)
Biological process (GO): potassium ion transport; transmembrane transport
Cellular component (GO): membrane
Molecular function (GO): voltage-gated potassium channel activity
Source: RefSeq, a predicted model, not a curated record